Molecule: messenger RNA, 1701 nt
Organism: Seminavis robusta
Lineage: Eukaryota; Bacillariophyta; Bacillariophyceae; Naviculales; Naviculaceae
Source: the annotation of a GenBank genome assembly
AUGAGCAGUAAAAGCAGUCAGGGCAGGAACGUCGAAAGAGGCAAGGUAGAAUCGAGGAAGGAAAGUGCAAGGAGCUCAUCCAAAGUUGAAGAACCUCAACACGCAGCCAUUAUCGAGGUUUACUCUGUGGCGACGAACAAUACUGAUAACCAAGACAAACUUACGAAGUCUGACAGUCCGUCAUCUUCGAAAGAGGACAUCUCAUCCCGCAGCAAAGCCAACGCUACAGUGUUUGAUGCAGAAGAGAAGGCACACGUCGGCCAGAUGGCAUCAAGAUCCAAGACUCCCAUGAGCAAAGUUGCCAUGGGCAAGUCCAAGAAAAGUGGUACAAAUCCGACCGCGCCUAAAGUGAAAGAAAAUGAUAUGCAAGAGAAUAAUUCAAUGAAGAAAGAGGCGAAACGCAAGAGCCAGAAAACUAGUGUAAAGGGAACAAAGUCUGGGAAAAGAAAAGUAGACAAGAAGAAAACCAAGUCCAAAGUAAAGAUCCACAGCAAGAUCAUGAGGAGCUCUCAAAGGCCUGGUUCACCUGUCGUAGAACCCACAAAAUCGGAAAACUGGCAUCCAAGUGAGGCGCCUUCCAGUAGCCCAGGCAAAACGCACAACUGGGCUGCUUCCAGUAGCCCAAGCGAGACUCACAACUGGGUUCCUUCCAGUAUGCCAAGCGAGUCGCAUGAAUGGGAUCUCUCAAGAGCACCUUCCCAGUUUCCAACCUUCAGCCCUUCUAUCUUCCCUUCUGAAACUCCAACGACAACGCCUUCCUUAGCCCCCUCUGGAUCACCGUCAAAUGGGCCCACCAGACUUCCCAGCUCUUCUCCUAGUUUCAGCCCCACAGGAGCUCCUACAGCUGGUCCCAGUUUGGCCCCAAGUGUUUCUCCAAGCUCUUCUCCUAGUUUCAGCCCUACAGGAGCUCCUACAACAGGUCCCAGUUUGGCUCCAAGUGCGUCUCCAAGCUCUUCUCCAACAGCAAAGCCCAGUGCCUCUCCUAGCUUACGUCCAACUGCACAGCCCAGUGGCAGCCCCUCUGGAUCACCCAGUAGUAUGUCUCCUAGCCCAAGUCCAACUGCACUGCCCAGUGGCAGCCCCUCUGAAUCACCGAGCACUGCCCCAUCUAGUUUGCCCUCUGAAGUGCCAACUACUGGUCCGAGUAAGGGGCCAAGUUCAAGCCCAAGUGACAGCACUGCCCCAUCCAUCCAUCCAACAAUGAUGUCGAGCUCUCCAAACGUCUCCAAUAGCAGUCUCAAUCAACAAUUGAUUGCUUGUGUAUCCGUUAUCGACGAAGCCGUGGACGCACCCAUGGUCUACAACGAAACUAUCGCCAGCAGCUGGACAGAAUUUCGACGACUCUAUCCGGAACGACCAUUUUGCCUAUUACAGCCUCGUGACUUUCAAAAAAGCACCCUGAUGAUUCCUCCUGUAUUCUUGAAUGAUAGUCACGCCAUAUUCUCCAAGGUGGAUCGUGAUUAUGGUGACGAGUCUGCUACGAAUAACUGGUUUCACAAAUGUAACAUGGACCAUCUUGGUGCAUUGGGAGUGACAGCUGUGGCCUUGUUUGUGGACAUUUCAGGCAGUUUGAGAUUGGAAGAUGUGCAAGCAUCACAUGAUUUGUUUUGGAAUACAUUGGAGGCAAGUGGAAUGACACUAAUCAAGGCCGUCUACAACGAAGAGGAGAAUUGGGUCUGGCCUUUCAUUGCCGAUUACUAG